This is a messenger RNA of Strongylocentrotus purpuratus (purple sea urchin), 2363 nucleotides long. RefSeq names its product chromatin assembly factor 1 subunit B. Bases 115 to 2247 code for a protein of 710 amino acids. The record is from RefSeq and is a predicted model, not a curated record. Lineage: Eukaryota; Metazoa; Echinodermata; Echinoidea; Camarodonta; Strongylocentrotidae. Gene Ontology annotation, molecular function: protein binding. The transcript is spliced from 13 exons. Gene Ontology annotation, cellular component: nucleus; CAF-1 complex. Gene Ontology annotation, biological process: DNA replication-dependent chromatin assembly; nucleosome assembly.
AUUUAAGACUACUCAAUUCUCUUACUGCCCUCUCUUGUUAUAAUUAUUUUAUUUCGCGGGAACUUUUGAGAAAUUUUCAAUAACAUUUUGACCCACUACCUCGAUCAAAACACGAUGAAGGUAGAGACUCCUGAGAUUUCAUGGCAUGGACGCGAUCCUGUCUACAGUGCUGACUUUCAACCUGGGAAACGUUCAUUAUGCAGGAUAGCAACUGCCAGUACAGACACAAAUGUUUUGGUAUGGUAUGUGAGUGUUGAUAAUGAUGGCAAGGCACAACCCACCUUCGCUGCUAGUCUCUCCCGCCAUACCAAAGCAGUUAAUGUGGUCAGGUUCUCACCAGAUGGAGAAACCUUAGCAUCAGGGGCAGACGAUGGGUUGAUAAUCCUUUGGAAGCUGCAGGAGAUUGGUUAUGUAGCAGCAGCCUUCGGCAAAGAAGAUGAAGAUUGUAAGGAGACAUGGGCUACACUCAAGACUCUCAGGGGUCAUCUUGAGGAUGUUUAUGAUAUCUCCUGGUCAUCUGAUGGAUCUAGAAUGAUCUCAGGUUCGGUGGAUAACAGUGCUAUCAUCUGGGAUACACAGAAAGGAGAGAAGCUGUUUCUUCUGAAGGAUCACAGGAGUUUUGUUCAAGGAGUAGCUUGGGAUCCCAAGGACAGAUUCUGUGCCACCAUCAGCUGUGAUAGAUCAAUGAGAGUGUAUAAUCUGAGCAACAAUCGAUGCAUUCAUCAUGUCAACAAGCUGACCUUGGCAGCAGCCGGUAAUAAUGGAGAGGGUGUGACGAAGCAGUAUCGUAUGUUCCAUGAUGACACGAUGAAGUCCUUCUUCAGACGGCUCGCGUUCAGUCCUGAUGGUGAGCUGCUCAUUGUCCCUGCUGGUAUCCUGGAGAUAGGAGACAGUGUACUCAACACAACAUAUGUAUUCUCUACUUCAUCCUUCUCAAAGCCUGUACUACACUUGCCAUGUCCCACCAAGGCCACCAUAGCUGUUAAGUGUUGCCCAGUGUUGUUUGAGUUCAGACAGGAAUCAAGCGACGCGGAUUCUACCACAGCAACGCCGGAAAAGAAAUCAGAGAGUACACAGCAGAAAGCUGAGCAAAAAGAUGAACCAAUGGAAACCGAUGCUGCGGCUCCAAACACAUCUCCUGAGUCCAAGGAAGAAGGGCAAGAGAAGUCAGAUUCUAGUAAAGAGGUCCAAGAUAAAUCAGCUAGCUCCCCCUCAAAGCCUGAGACCAAGCCUGAGACCAAGGACCAAGCUACACAGCUAUUUGACUUGCCUUACCGUAUGGUGUUUGCCGUAGCAACUGAAGACUCUCUGCUCCUGUAUGACACCCAGCAGAGCAUUCCAUUUGGUCUCAUCUCAAACAUCCACUACCAUCAGCUUAGUGAUGUCACAUGGUCAUCUGAUGGCAGGAUAUUGGCCGUCUCAUCGACGGAUGGCUACUGCUCCUUUGUGACCUUUGAAGCUGGUGAACUGGGCGUUCCCUACGUCUCUCAACCUGUCCCUACCUCUGCACCUAACCCUGCUGCACCUAGCGCUACCAAGUCUUCCCCCUCACCCACUCCUGCAGUGUCUAUUCAGACAUUGGCCAAUCAGAAUGCAGGGAUUUCAAAAUCACCCAAUCAAAAUACAGGAAUUUCAAAAUCGCCCAAUCAGCAGUCUGUAUCUACUGGUGUAGCAGCAGGUGGUCCAGCCUCUAUAACUGUCAAGCCUGUUGGAGGAAAUAGAGUGAAGGAAGCUAAGAGGAUCACCCCUGUCAUGAUAUCAGGACCACCAGGAUCAGGGCCAGCGCCAAGGAGAAUCCAGCUGACUACAUUGUCCUCGCCACCGUCCAAUCAACCCACAAACUCUUCAUCCUCACCAUCCUCCUCCUCCUCCUCCUCUACACAUCAAACAUCCAAAGAAGAUCAUGCAUCAUCAUCAUCAUCUAGUAGCAUCCAGACCACAUCCACACCUAGUAACCAGACCACAGCCACACCUAGUAACCAGAGUCCAUCUCAGAACGGUGGUUCUCCUGUAACCGCCAAAGACACGGUACCCAAUGAAGCCAUCGAAGAAGAAGAAGAGGAAGAUGAUAAUGAGAAUGAAGACGUGAUUGACUUGACGGCGGAGAGUGAUAGCGAUGAAGCUGAUGAGAUGGAGGUGAAAGAGGAGGACAUUCAGGUGGUUCCUAUGAAGAAGGUUCAGAUGCCUCAAAAGCCUGUGGCUCCUGCUCCUAGGAGGAUGACGACCAUCAAGCUUCUCAGUGAUUGAUAUACCGGGAGGAAUGACGACGUCGAGAAUGAGUUCCAGUGAACUCUGAUCCCUGUAAUGAAGUGACUUUAUAUACAGUCAAACCUGCUUCGGUGACCACCUGUCUACAAGGACCA